CAAGAACAGUGACUCUGAAUUGGUUAUACAUGAUACCCGUGAUGUUUGUAUGGCGGCCAUAUUAGCAGGCGUGUUAGCCGAAAGGUGAUGCGCCGUUGCGACCACGCCCAUCAUGAGUUCCUUCCUCAUGAACGGUGGUUACCAACCGCAGCCGGACCCCAAAUUCCCGCCUUCAGAAGAAUACAGCCAAGCAGACUAUAUACCACCAGGAGAAUAUUACCAACACCAACAUCUACAGUACGGGUACCAACAUCAAUAUACUCCAGUGCAGAUCGGGACAGGAUACGGAUAUGGUGGGUACUACCAUCCCUUACCACAACACCCACCAGUGGCACCACCUCCGCGACCUCCUGAACCAUCGCAUCCGUCUGACGCAGACCAUGGAUACGUUCCUCCUCAUAGCGCUGAUGUAGCACCAGGCUUAGCUGAACUGGGAUUAAGACUAGAAAGGCAUAUAGAAGAAGCUGCUCCAGCUGGAAGGAAACUCCAUGCGUUAGGGAGAGAAGGCUCUCCAGUAUCAGAAAUGGAUGAUGAGAGUAGACUUCUAGAUAGUCCACCCGUAGAAGAUGAUGAUUCUUCAAUAUGUUCAGAUAAUAAUGACAGGGUCAUUUAUCCGUGGAUGAAGAAGAUUCAUGUUGCUGGCGUGUCCAAUGGUCAAUUCCAACCAGGAAUGGAGCCAAAACGCCAACGGACGGCGUACACCAGACACCAAAUAUUAGAACUGGAGAAAGAAUUCCACUACAACCGGUAUUUGACGAGAAGAAGACGAAUAGAGAUAGCCCACACUCUAGUCCUAUCAGAACGGCAGAUUAAGAUCUGGUUCCAAAACAGACGGAUGAAGUGGAAGAAAGACAAUAAACUCCCGAACACAAAGAAUGUUAGAAGAAAAACAAACCCUGCCGGAGUGACGACAACGACGACAAAAGCCACACCAAAGAGUAGAUCAAAUAAGAAUACAAAUAACAACGACAAGAAGAAAUCGAACAACAACGGGCGUCCAGAUAGCAUAGAGAACGUAACAGACAAUAUCAUGAAUGAUUUGCAUUGCGUUGGUGCUCAGCAAAAUUUGUCACACGAUCCUGCAAUAAGUCCGAUGUCUCAUCCUGGACAAAUGAAUCCUGGGCAUAUGACUCCGCAUCAUUUACACAUGAUGGGCAUGCAUGCAGGUAUGGAUCAUGCAACAGUUGCUAAUCUUUCCAUGCAUGGUUCACCAGUAGGCAACGCUGGUUGUGGCACAGGGCUCAAUCCCGGCAAUCAACCAGUCAUAAAAUCUGAUUAUGGUCUCACCGCCUUAUAAUCUUUAGAAGAAUAAAUUACAUAUAUUUUCGUGAAAGAACUGUCUAAUUCUUACCAUUCCUUUGCGGUGAUAAGGUGUAAUAAAGUGAUGAUUAAAAUUUAAUUAAUUUAAGACUAUGUUUUAAGUUGUGUAAUUAAUAAUAGUGUCAGUCAUAUUGGAUGUUUGGAUAGGUAAGUGGACAACUUUACAAUGUCAAAAGUGUGAUUACUAUUACUUUAGGGUAGGCUUAGACUUUCUGAGUGUUGGAUUUGUACAUUUUACUGUAAGUCAUUGUCACUGAUUAUUUAAAUUUUAAGAUUACACUUAAUCGAAAUGCCAGUAUUAUUUUAACUUCUUUAACCUUUAUUAUCUUUGAUCUGUAGUAACUCUUAGUUACCAUGUUAUUUAUUACUUCUUAAUUAAUUAACUAUUUGACUUUAUGAGCAUUCUGUUGUAUAUUUUUAAGCAU
Molecule: messenger RNA, 1745 nt
Organism: Hyposmocoma kahamanoa
Lineage: Eukaryota; Metazoa; Arthropoda; Insecta; Lepidoptera; Cosmopterigidae
Gene: Dfd
Product: homeobox protein Hox-B4
Exons: 2
Coding region: 113-1297 (394 amino acids)
Biological process (GO): regulation of transcription by RNA polymerase II; anterior/posterior pattern specification
Cellular component (GO): nucleus
Molecular function (GO): DNA-binding transcription factor activity, RNA polymerase II-specific; RNA polymerase II cis-regulatory region sequence-specific DNA binding
Source: RefSeq, a predicted model, not a curated record